AUGUCUACAUUCACAAAGAUCGCACUCGUUGGCGCCGGAGGAGCUGUCGGCAAGCCCAUGCUCGAUAGCCUCCUCGCAGGCGGUGUUGCCAAAGUCGUCGUGCUUUCUCGGCCGGAAUCGACGACCACAUUCCCGCCGCACUCGAGCCUGACCGUGGAGAAAGUGAACUACGACGACGUCAAUGCGAUUGCGGCCACCCUAAGGAAACACUCCGUCGAGGUGCUGAUUUCAGCGGUCAACAACGACGGCGUCGAGGCACAGAUCGUGCUCGCCGAUGCAGCGAAGCAGGCUGGUGUGCAGCUGUUUGUGCCCUCUGAGUUUGGGAUGCCCACUGAGGGCGUGACGGAGGGGCUUCUGGCACUGAAGUCGGAGGUUGCUGAAUAUUCCAAGUCAAUUGGGCUCCCUGUCGCCCGCGUCUACACGGGACUUCUUACAGAAUACACCGAGUGGGUGGGCUCGAUGCCAGAAAAGGGGAAGUUCUUUGUCCUGGGCUCCGGCGACAAAGAGUUCAGCUUGACCUCGCGCUCCGAUACCGGAGGUUUCGUCGCCUACGCCGUGACCUCCCUCCCACCCGCCAAACUCCAGAACGCCACCUUCCGCCUGGAAGGCGACCGCGUCACCAUCGCUGGGCUUGCCAGUCUGUUCCACGAGCUCAGAUCGAUAGAUGUCGAGCGCGUAGACAAGUUCCCUGAGGACAUGUCCUACGUCCAGCUUAAGACGGACCUAGUGGAUCGAUUCAACGUCGGGAAGGGCAGCGCAACUUAUGACAGUGUUCAAGGAAAAGAACUGGGGCCGAGCGUGAAAUCUAACAGUUUGUGGGAGGGGCAUAAGUGGAGGACAGUUAGGGAGGUGAUUGGUGCUAGUCAGUAG
This is a messenger RNA of Coniophora puteana RWD-64-598 SS2, 870 nucleotides long. RefSeq names its product NAD(P)-binding protein. The transcript is spliced from 5 exons. The record is from RefSeq and is a predicted model, not a curated record. Bases 1 to 870 code for a protein of 289 amino acids. NCBI's taxonomy places the organism in Eukaryota, Fungi, Basidiomycota, Agaricomycetes, Boletales, Coniophoraceae.